UUUCUGGCUUAUACUUAAAAGACAGUUUCUAUCUUCUUCUCAGAUUCUGUCAAGUCUCACAAUCAAGCAAUGCAGCAAAACCCGACUUCUAGACCCUCCAGUGGGUAUCCAAACCCGAAUACACCUGAACAGUCCAACGCCAACCCGUACCAAAACCACAACCCUCCCUGCGCGCCGCAUCAUCACAAUCCACGCACCAUCCUAAUCCGCCGCCUCUUCAUCGUCUCAAUGGUCUUUCUCCUCAUCUUAGGACUCAUCCUCGUCCUCUACUUCGGCCUCGUCAGUCCCCAAUUACCAUACGCUUACAUCAACUCUCUCUCCCUCUCUAAUUUCAACAUCUCCAACAAUCAUCUCACCGGAAAUUGGGACCUCCAGCUUAGAUUCCAAAACCCUAACUCCAAGAUGUCGCUUUGCUACAACGCUGUCUUCUGCACUCUUUAUUACAACAGAGUUUCUCUGUCGGAAACGAGACUACAGCCGUUGGAUCAAGGGAAGAAAGAUGAGACUCCGAUUAACGCUACGCUCUCUGUCUCCGGGAGUUACGUUGAAGCUCGACUGGCUGAUUCGAUAGGGAAAGAGAGGGCGGUGAAAGGAAGCGUAGAGUUCGAUUUCAGGUUGACUUCUUCGGUUACUUUCAGGUAUGGAGUGUAUCGGCGGAGGAGGUACGUUACGGUUUACUGCUAUGAUGUGUUGGUUGGUGUUCCAGCUAAUAGUAGCUCAGGGAAGAUGGUUGGUUCCGCUAAGAGAUGCAAAUCUUUUUGAAAAUGUACCAAGUUAGUUGUUUUAUAACUGGUCUUUUGUUUCUUGCGAUGAUCAAACCAAAAAACAAAAAAAAAACAAAAUUUACAAUGCUACUGGAAUGAUGAUUCUCUGUUUACUAAGCACAUCUCUAACCAA
Molecule: messenger RNA, 897 nt
Organism: Raphanus sativus (radish)
Lineage: Eukaryota; Viridiplantae; Streptophyta; Magnoliopsida; Brassicales; Brassicaceae
Product: NDR1/HIN1-like protein 3
Exons: 1
Coding region: 70-762 (230 amino acids)
Cellular component (GO): plasma membrane
Source: RefSeq, a predicted model, not a curated record